Frankliniella occidentalis (western flower thrips) is the source of this 3495-nucleotide messenger RNA. RefSeq names its product protein bowel (gene bowl). Gene Ontology annotation, cellular component: nucleus. Gene Ontology annotation, biological process: regulation of transcription by RNA polymerase II; embryo development; embryonic pattern specification. The transcript has 2 exons. Bases 11 to 2086 code for a protein of 691 amino acids. The record is from RefSeq and is a predicted model, not a curated record. Gene Ontology annotation, molecular function: DNA-binding transcription factor activity, RNA polymerase II-specific; RNA polymerase II transcription regulatory region sequence-specific DNA binding. NCBI's taxonomy places the organism in Eukaryota, Metazoa, Arthropoda, Insecta, Thysanoptera, Thripidae.
AGCAUUCGCCAUGCCGACCAGCGGGGGAGGAGAGGGGGGCGGCGGAGCGGGGGGCCUCGUGGUAGCCCCGCCCCCGCGGGACCUGUCCAUGCCCCGGUCCGUGUCGCGGGACGGCUCGGCGGGGCGGCCCUCGGGGGCGGGCGCCUCCGGGGGCGGCUCCGGCGGCCCGGGCUCCGGACGCUUCAUGGCCUACCACAUGGCGGCCAUGGGCGGCGUGCAGGGCAUGGGCGGGCUGGUGGCCGCGCACCACCGGGAGAGCUCGGCAUUCGUGCCGGUCGUGCCCUCGCGCACGCUGCACAUGCCCUACUCGUCGUCCACCACGUCCUCCAUGGCCGCUGACAAGGCGGCGGCCGUGGCGGCGGCCAGCACGGCCUCCAGCAGCGCCGCCUCCGCCGCCGCCGGCGAGGAGCCGACGGGCCGCAAGAGGACCUUCGACCUGAUGGCGCUCAUGGCCGACAAGCGCAAGGAGCUGGCCCUGGCCGAGGCCGCCGCGCACGCCGCGGCCGCGGCCAUGCUCAUGCCUCCGCACCGCGCGCCGCCGCCGCCCGGCCUCCUGGACGCCGGGGCCGGGCCGCACCCCUACGCCUCCGCCUUCCCGACGGGUGCGCCGCCGGGCUUCCAGUACCCGGCGGGCACGCUGUUCCCCGGCGCCGGGCCCGGCCACGGCCUCGACCGGAGACUGCUGCGCGCGCCCGGCAGGGCGUCGCGCCCCAAGAAGCAGUUCAUCUGCAAGUUCUGCGACCGGCAGUUCACCAAGUCGUACAACCUGCUGAUCCACGAGCGCACCCACACGGACGAGCGGCCGUACUCGUGCGACAUCUGCGGCAAGGCGUUCCGCCGCCAGGACCACCUCAGGGACCACAGGUACAUCCAUUCCAAGGAGAAGCCCUUCAAGUGCGGCGAGUGCGGCAAGGGGUUCUGCCAAUCGCGCACCCUGGCCGUGCACAAGAUCCUGCACCUGGAGGAGUCGCCGCAUAAGUGCCCCGUGUGCAGCCGCUCCUUCAACCAGCGCUCCAACCUCAAGACCCACCUGCUGACGCACACGGACCACAAACCGUACGAGUGUGGCACUUGCGGCAAGGUGUUCCGUCGGAACUGUGACCUACGCCGGCACGCCCUCACCCACGCCGUCGGGGCGGAUGUUCCUCCAGAGGCCGAUGACGACCCUUCCAGAGCCGAAGAGGACCCGUCCGUCCAGGACGAUGACGACGAGGACGAGCCCGAGGACAUUCACGUGGACACGGACUCCGACGAGGACGUAGACUCCCGCCUGUCCCCGAGGCCGCGCCUUCUGUCUAUGGACCGGGCAAGUCGAGAGGUGUCGCCCUCUCGGUCCCGGUCACCCUCACCGUCACACUUGCCGCUACCCUUGCCGUCAGCAUCGCCCUCGGCCUCGGCGUCUACGUCCACCUUGCCGGCCGCGCCCAACUCGACGCGCUGUCACGAGACGUCGUCAUCUUCCUAUACCAUGCGUCCCGGGCCAGACAAGCCCGACGCAGCCCCCGAGUGCACCCCCGGACCGGCCCCCAAGCUGCAGGUGCGGUCAGACCUAGAGGCGCCGAGGGAAGCGCCCAGCGGGUUUGGCAUUUUCCGACGCCGCGUACCCGACCCCACCGAUCCCUUUGGGAGGCCCGGGAGGCCCAACCCCUUCUUCGGACGGAAUGCGUUCCCCUUCUCCAGAAUCGGGCUGGCCUCCACCACCCUCGGCUCUGGUUCAGGAUCAAGCUCCAGCGCUGGCGUUGGACCGCGGGACCUCCUCCGGGAGCUCCGGGACCCUCUCCGUGAUAAGGAGAUGCCCGGGCCGUCGGGUUUGUCGGGGGUGGUCAAGAAGGUCGACGCUCCCGGCCUCGGCCCCCUCCCAUCGGUGGCCGACUCUACCUCCCAGGCCGCGGCCGCACCUUCACCCGCAGCCUCCGGGACGUGUCUCGGACCCAACUCAGGACCAACACCCGUGCCACCCCCAGUACCGCCCCCGGGGCCACCCGCGGGCCCCUCCCCACCCGCCCUUCCUACCAUUUCAGUUCAGGCGCCGCCCCCUGCCCCCAAAAAGCAGGGUUUUAGCAUAGAAGAGAUCAUGCGUCGCUGAUGACGUGUAGUGACUGAUGAAUGAAAUGCGUGUGUCCAGGAUUUGUGAUCAGUGAUAUGACUUAUAGGAAUAGUUAUAGUGAAUUUACGGUUCGCGCUUCCUUCUUGGGGGGAUUGCGCAGUCAUGUGAAUCGAGGCCAAACUACGAUUGUUAGGGGCGCUGGCUACUUUGGCCAGCGGCACCCACCUUGUGUUCCUCUAUAGCGUGUUUUGGAAUAAUUUGGUGAUGUCAUAGAGUACAUAACACCUGACCAUUUUAGUCUAAGCAGGAUUAAUUUGGCGCCAUGAAAGUUGCAAAUACAUGUGCAUUAACUGCAUUCCGUUCUAUAUCUCACACUACCAUUUUCAAAACAACUAAUUGUUAUAAAUUUUUGUUUGUAAAAAAAUAAAUCUAUAUAAAACCUUUUGUAAUUUAAAGUGAUAUUAUGUGCACAUUUUCCAGAUAGAAUACAUGAAUAUUAUUUAGAGUUAGGGACUUUCAAUGUGAUCUUGAUUGUCUUUGUACAAUAUGUUAAUGAUUUUUGUUACUAUUUGAAUUUAUUGUAUAUGUUUUAUAGUGAUCUCAGACGAUGGGAACACAAAGGAAGCUCUCAAAUGUGAUACUUUCUGCUAGAUACACUAGAUUAUUGUGUCCUUCAAAUGAUGUAUGAUCUGCACUGUCUGCACAGUGUCGGAGGGACAAAUCUAUGUGGUUAGUUAUUUACAAAUUUUACCUAAUCUGACAGCAUAAAAAUGCAAAAUUGCACUCUUAAUUGUCUAUAAUAUCAUUACAAUUGCUUUAGUAAAAUUGAAUGUUUGGGAUGAUUUCCAAAUCUGAACCACCAGUUUAGCCAAAUAUAACCAGGAAACUAGAUCUAGCACGAAUCAUGUACAUUUAAUUUCAUGCCACUUUUAUGUAUAUAUGCAAUCAUGUGAGCUUGAUUGAAUAGACUGUGGCUUGAAUUAAUUUCUAAGAGGGUUUUCUCUAAGAAAUGUCCCAUCAUAUUUAUGAAUUUAAUGUAAUGUUUGCCAUUCUUGCGUUCAAUUUGACGCUGUUUCCUUAACUAUAGGAUUCUUCAGGUGUCCUACCUAUGGCUGUUAGAUCUUUAUUUAAUUUACCCAAUGGCAUAUUUCAGUAAAAAGACUGAAAGUACAAGCUUAUAUCUUUUUAAGCUUAUACAUAGGCAAAAUAAUGCCUUAAAAGUCAACAUUCAAAGCCAGGAAGUCUUUAAUUAUCAAUGAGUAGGCUGCAAGUUGCUCCCGUUUAUGUUUAUAAGCAAGUCUGAGAUGACAACCCACACAGUCCCAUAUCUAAUAAAGAGGCUUGACUGAUUUUCUGCCUCUCUUUGUUUGUUAUUUGAGUGCAUGGUAAACCAUGGUUGUUGCUUAAAAUCGUCCCGAAGAAACGAAAAAUAAAUACACUUAAAAUUA